Molecule: messenger RNA, 447 nt
Organism: Darwinula stevensoni
Lineage: Eukaryota; Metazoa; Arthropoda; Ostracoda; Podocopida; Darwinulidae
Source: the annotation of a GenBank genome assembly
AUGAUUAUGAUUGAAUCAUCACCCUGCACAUGCGGGGUAUUCAUCAUUCCUGCUUCAAGCGCCGAUGAGGCCGAACCCCCGCGGGCUACAAGGGUGUUCAGGUGUCCCUGGGAAACCCGGAACAUCCGAAUGGACAUCCCCGGGUCAUACCUCCGACUUACCCCACCCUUUCGACACCACCUACCCUGCCUAUCCACCUCAUCCCAUGUCAGGGUUCGAAAGCGCAGUCCAAGAAGCCUCCUCGGUGCCAAAAGACCUGUAUUGGUUUUGAAUGGAGAGCGAAUUUCGGGCAAAUUGAUGGAUCGGUCGACCAUCUGCGGAUCGACUUACGGUCUCUGGGAUCAGCCACUGCUUUAAUCCGAACAGGAGCCUGAGGGAAUUAGAGGAAUAUGAAUCUUCAUUGUCAUCAGCCUUCAAUGAAUUUGUACCAUCGCGAUUUUACCAAAG